Messenger RNA from Betta splendens (Siamese fighting fish), 6110 nucleotides. Its product is annotated as myosin-4-like. The transcript is spliced from 39 exons. Lineage: Eukaryota; Metazoa; Chordata; Actinopteri; Anabantiformes; Osphronemidae. Gene Ontology annotation, cellular component: myosin complex. The record is from RefSeq and is a predicted model, not a curated record. The coding region runs from base 146 to 5959 and encodes 1937 amino acids. Gene Ontology annotation, molecular function: actin filament binding; ATP binding; cytoskeletal motor activity.
UAUUCCCUGGGUUUGUACCUGAAUAAACGCUCUGUUGCCAGCGUCGGGCCUGCAUUUCUAAGGUAAGAACAACACUGCAGCAAGUAGGUGAGCAUCAGCAUCAAAGCAAAAAAAAAGGGUUCUGUCUUUGGUUCAGGAGCAGAAAAUGAGCGCAGAUGGGGAGAUGUCGAUGUUCGGGCUCGCUGCCCAGUUCCUGCGGAAGUCAGAGAAGGAGAGGAUGGAGAUCCAGUCUCGCCCGUUUGACAGCAAGACGGCCUGCUUCGUCAGUGAUGAGAAAGAGCUGUAUGCCAAGGCUGAGAUCCAGGACAAGGUGGACGGCAAAGUCACCGUCAAGACCGAGGACGAGCGAACUUUAACCGUGAGGGAGGACCAGGUGUUUCCCAUGAACCCCCCCAAGUUCGACAAGAUCGAGGACAUGGUGAUGAUGACGCACCUGCAUGAACCCGCCGUGCUUUUCAACCUCAAGGAGCGUUACAGCGCGUGGAUGAUCUACACCUACUCUGGCCUCUUCUGCGUCACAGUGAAUCCUUACAAAUGGCUGCCGGUCUACAACCCUGAGGUGGUUCAGGCCUACAGAGGGAAGAAGAGGAUGGAGGUCCCCCCUCACAUCUUUGCCCUGUCUGAUAACGCCUACCAGUUCAUGCUGACCGAUCGUGAGAAUCAGUCUAUACUUAUAACUGGAGAAUCUGGUGCAGGCAAGACCGUCAACACCAAGCGUGUGAUUCAGUAUUUCGCCACGAUUGCAGUUCCUGCCGACAAAAAGAAGGAGACAAACAUCAAAAUGAAGGGGACUCUGGAGGAUCAGAUCAUCCAGGCCAACCCGCUGCUGGAAGCAUUCGGCAACGCCAAGACUGUGAGAAACGACAACUCGUCUCGAUUCGGUAAAUUCAUUCGGAUUCACUUCGGCACCAGUGGUAAACUGGCCUCCGCAGAUAUUGAAACAUAUCUGCUUGAAAAAUCCCGAGUGACGUUUCAGCUGGUGGCUGAGAGGAGCUAUCACAUCUUCUAUCAGCUUACUUGCAACAAGAAGCCGGAACUUAUUGAUCUGCUUCUCAUCACUACCAACCCCUACGACUUUGCCUUCGUCAGUCAAGGGGAAGUCAGCGUCAAAAGCAUAAACGAUGCAGAUGAAUUAAUGGCCACAGAUGAGGCCUUCGAUAUUCUGGGUUUCACCGCUGAAGAGAAGGCGUCCAUCUACAAGCUGACUGGUGCCGUGAUGCAUUAUGGGAACAUGAAGUUCAAGCAAAAGCAGCGCGAGGAGCAGGCAGAGCCCGACGGCACUGAGGAGGCUGACAAGGCUGCGUAUCUGAUGGGUCUGAACUCAGCUGAUCUGCUCAAGAACCUCUGUUAUCCCAGAGUAAAAGUUGGGAAUGAGUUUGUUACCAAAGGGCAGAAUGUGCAGCAGGUGUACAACUCCAUCGGUGCCUUGGCAAAAUCAGUGUAUGAGAAGAUGUUUGUGUGGAUGGUGAUGCGCAUCAACCAGCAGCUGGACACGAAACAGCCCAGACAACACUUCAUUGGAGUCCUGGACAUCGCCGGCUUUGAGAUCUUUGACCACAACAGUAUGGAGCAACUCUGCAUCAAUUUCACCAACGAAAAGCUGCAGCAGUUUUUCAACCACCACAUGUUUGUACUGGAGCAAGAGGAGUACAAAAAGGAAGGGAUCGAGUGGGAGUUCAUUGAUUUUGGUAUGGACCUGGCAGCAUGCAUCGAGCUUAUUGAGAAGCCAUUGGGCAUCUUCUCCAUUCUCGAGGAGGAGUGCAUGUUCCCAAAGUCGACAGACACAUCCUUCAAGAACAAACUCUACGACCAGCAUCUUGGUAAAAGCAACUGCUUCCUGAAGCCCAAAGCAGUGAAAGGAAAGCCCGAGGCUCACUUCACCCUGGUGCACUACGCCGGAACUGUGGACUACAACAUCACUGGCUGGCUGGUGAAGAACAAAGACCCUCUGAAUGAGUCGGUGGUGCAGCUUUACCAGAAGUCGUCGGUCAAAAUCUUGGCCAUGCUGUAUGCCAGCUUCUCUGGAUCCAAUGACACAGCUGGAGGAGGAACCAAGAAAGGAUCCAAGAAGAAGGGAGCAUCUUUUCAAACAGUGUCGGCUCUAUUUAGGGAGAAUCUCGGAAAGCUGAUGACCAAUCUGAGGACGACUCAUCCUCACUUCGUGCGGUGUUUGAUCCCAAACGAGACAAAAACACCAGGAAUUAUGGAAAACCUGCUGGUUAUCCAUCAGUUACGCUGCAACGGCGUUCUGGAGGGCAUCCGCAUCUGCAGGAAAGGCUUUCCCAGCAGAAUCCUCUACGGGGACUUCAAGCAAAGAUACAGGAUCCUCAACGCCAGUGCCGUUCCCGAGGGGCAGUUCAUGGAUAACAAAAAAGCGGCGGAGAAACUGCUGAGCUCGAUCGACGUGGAUCACACACAAUACAAGUUUGGACACACUAAGGUGUUUUUCAAAGCCGGCCUGCUGGGAGCGUUGGAGGAAAUGAGGGAUGAGCGGUUAGCCCAGGUGGUGAUGUCCACUCAGGCUCUGUGCCGUGGACACCUCGUUCGUCUGGAAUAUCAGAAGAUGAUCGCCAGAAAGGAGGCAAUCUACACUAUUCAGUAUAACUUCCGUUCAUUCAUGAACGUGAAGCACUGGCCAUGGAUGAAGCUGUACUUUAAACUCAAACCUCUCCUGAAGAGCGCUGAGGCCGAGAAGGAAAUGGCUCAAAUGAAGGUGGACUUCGCCAAACUCAAAGAAGACCUGGGCAGAUCAGAAAACCGCAGGCGGGAGCUUGAGGAGAGGAUGGUCUCCGUUGUGCAGGAGAAGAAUGAUCUUCUGCUCCAAGUCCAAGCAGAAGCAGACAACCUGCAGGACGCAGAGGAAAGAUGUGAAGGAUUGAUCAAAAGCAAAAUACAGCUUGAGGCCAAACUGAAGGAGGUGACGGAGAGGCUGGAGGACGAGGAGGAGGCCAACGCCGAGCUGACAGCCAAGAAGCGGAAGCUUGAGGAUGAGUGCGCUGAACUCAAGAGGGACAUCGAUGAUUUAGAGCUCACCUUGUCCAAAGUGGAGAAGGAGAAGCACGCUGUUGAAAACAAGGUGAAAAAUCUAACUGAAGAAAUCAUGAGCCAAGAUGAGAACAUCACCAAACUGUCCAAAGAGAAGAAAGCGCUGCAGGAGGCUCAUCAGCAAACACUGGACGACCUGCAGUCAGAGGAGGACAAGGUCAACGCUUUAACCAAAGCUAAAACUAAGCUGGACCAGCAGGUGGACGAGCUGGAGGGAUCGCUGGAGCAAGAGAAGAAGGCUCGUAUGGAGCUGGAGAGAACAAAGAGGAAGCUGGAGGGCGACAUGAAACUCGCCCAGGAGUCCGUGAUGGAUCUGGAAAACGAGAAGCAGCAGCUGGAUGAAAAGUUGAAAAAGAAAGACUUUGAGUCGUCACAGCUGCAGACAAAAAUAGAGGAUGAACAAGCUCUCGGUGUUCAGCUACAGAAGAAAAUCAAAGAGUUGCAGGCUCGAAUUGAAGAGCUGGAAGAGGAAAACGAGGCCGAGCGCUCGGCUCGGGCGAAGGUGGAGAAGCAGAGGUCUGAUCAGCUCAGGGAGCUGGAGGAGAUCAGCGAGAAGCUGGAGGAGGCCGGAGGAGCCAACGCCGCCCAGGUGGAGGUCAACAAGAAGCGCGAGGCCGAGUUCCUGAAGCUGCGCAGGGACCUGGAGGAGUGUGCGCUGCAGCACGAGGCCACGUCAGCAGCGCUGCGCAAGAAGCACUCGGACAGCGUGGCUGAGCUGGGAGAACAGCUGGAUAACAUGCAGAGGGUCCGGCAGAAGCUGGAGAAGGAGAAGAGCGAGCUGAGGCUGGAGGUGGACGACCUGUCCAGCAACAUGGAAACGCUGGCUAAAGCAAAGAUCAAUUUAGAGAAAACGUGCCGUGCACUCGAAGAUCAACUGGCCGAGGUGAAAUCCAAAGAGGAGGAGCAUCAGAGACUAAUACAUGAUCUUUCUAAUCAGAAAUCUCGGCUGCAGACGGAAAAUGCUGAAAUGUCUCACCAGCUGGAAGAAAAAGAAUCUUUAAUGUCACAGCUAACCCGGGGGAAGCAGGGCUUCAUUCAGCAGACCGAGGAGCUGAAAAGGCUCCAUGAGGAGGAGGUGAAGGCAAAAAACGCCCUGGCUCACAGUCUGCAGUCGUCUCGCCACGACUGCGAGCUUCUCCGGGAGCAGUACGAGGAGGAGCAGGAGGCCAAGGCCGAGCUGCUCCGCGGCCUGUCCAAGGCCAACGGCGAGGUGGCUCACUGGAGGACCAAGUACGAGACGGACGCCAUCCAGCGCACCGAGGAGCUGGAGGAGGCCAAGAAGAAGCUGGCAAUACGUCUGCAGGACGCGGAAGAGGCCGUGGAGGCGGUUAACUCCAAGUGCUCCUCCCUGGAGAAGACAAAGCAGCGGCUGCAGGGAGAGGUGGAGGACUUGAUGAUGGACGUGGAGCGGUCCAACGCUGCCGCCGCUGCCCUGGACAAGAAGCAGAGGCACUUUGACAAGGUUCUGGCUGAGUGGAAGCAGAAAUAUGAAGAAAGUCAGGCUGAGCUGGAGUCGGCUCUAAAGGAAGUACGUUCACUGGGCACCGAAAACUUCAAGAUGAAGAACGCUUUCGAGGAAUGUCUGGAGCACGUGGAGACCUUAAAGCGGGAGAACAAGAACCUGCAGCAGGAAAUAAUGGAUCUCAGCGAACAGCUGGGGGAGACGAGCAAGACCAUCCACGAGCUCGAUAAAUGUAAGAAACAGGCGGAGCAGGAGAAGCUGGAGGCUCAGUCUGCUCUGGAGGAGGCGGAGGCCUCACUGGAGCACGAGGAAUCCAAAAUCCUGCGGGUCCAGCUGGAGCUGAACCAGGUGAAGUCCGAAGUGGACAAGAAGGUGGCUGAAAAGGACGAGGAGAUCGAGCAGCUGAAGAGAAACAGCCAGCGCGCGGUCGACGCCAUGCAAAGCAACCUGGACGCCGAGGUGCGCAGCAGGAACGACGCCCUGAGGGUGAAGAAGAAGAUGGAGGGCGACCUCAACGAGAUGGAGGUCCAGCUGAGCCACGCCAACCGGCAGGCGGCCGAGGCGCAGAAGCAGCUGAGGAACCUGCAGGCUCAGCUCAAGGAGGUUCAGAUCCAGCUGGACGACACCACGAGGGCCAACGACGACAUGAAGGAGCAGGUGGGUGUGUCCGAGCGCAGGAGCAGCCUCGUGCAGGCCGAGGUGGAGGAGCUGAGGGCGGCUCUGGAGCAGACGGAGCGGAGCCGCAAGCUGGCGGAGCAGGAGCUGCUGGACGCCGGCGAGAGGCUGCAGCUGCUUCACGCGCAGAACACCAGCCUGCUGAACGGCCGGAAGAAGCUGGAGGCUGACUUUGCCCAGGUUCAGGGUGAAAUAGACGAGAUGAUCCAAGCGGCGAAAAAUGCAGAAGAAAAAGCCAAGAAGGCCACCACUGAUGCGGCCAUGAUGGCCGAGGAGCUGAAGAAGGAGCAGGACACCAGCGCGCACCUGGAACGGAUGAAGAAGAACCUGGAGGUGACGGUGAAGGACCUGCAGCACCGCCUGGACGAGGCCGAGAACCUGGCCAUGAAGGGGGGGAAGAAGCAGCUCCAGAAACUUGAAGCCAGAGUGCGAGAGCUGGAGAAUGAGCUGGAAGCAGAACAGAGACACGGAUCAGAAUCUGUGAAGGGAGUUCGCAAACUGGAACGCAGGAUUAAGGACCUCACCUAUCAGUCGGACGAGGAGAAGAAAACCGCCAUGCGGCUGCAGGAGCUCGUGGACAAACUGCAGCUGAAGGUCAAAGUGUACAAGCGUCAGGCCGAAGAGGCGGAAGAACAGGCCAACGCGCACCUGGCCAAACUGAGGAAGGUGCAGCACGAGCUGGAGGAGGCCGAGGAGCGAGCCGACAUCGCCGAGUCCCAAGUCAAUAAGAUGAAAGUCAAGAGCCGCGACGCGGGCAAGGCAAAAGACGGCGAUUAGUCACCGGCAGCCAUGAAGAGCCUGCUUUACUCUCUACAAGUAGUAGUAUUGCACUUUGCAAUAAGCAAUAUGCCACCAAGAUGGCUUUUAUGUGUUAUAUGUUGAAUCAUAUAUUUUCUGUUAGGUGGAUUUUGACAUAUGACACCUGCCU